GGCUCCUCUCCAGGGCUCAAAGCCAGAGGGCCCUGCCGCUGACCCUGAGCUGCAGGGCCCAGAAGCUCCUACUGGAAGGAUCAAGGAUAAAUGAUAUGAGCUGGAAUGAGGGAUUGCAUCUCAGUAGCUAGAAACCCGGCAGAAGCCAGAGCAUCCUGCUCGCUGGCCUCUCCGUCCCGGGCCGGAAAGCUGAGCGCCCGGAACCUUUAUACGCGAGCUUUGCAGAACCCGGGCUCUAUUAGGCGCUGCGCGGCGGUUUGCCGGAGCUGGUUGCCAGGGUGACGGCUGAGAAGAUGGCUGCUGCGUCUUCGUCGGAUUCCGACAGCGGCAGAGCUGAGAGCAGUGAAGCCAGUUCGAAAUGGCUGGAUGCACACUACGACCCCAUGGCCAACAUCCACACCUUUUCCGCCUGCCUGGAGCUGGCAGAUUUGCAUGGGGACGGGGAGUACAAGCUGGUGGUGGGGGACCUUGGCCCAGGUGGGCAGCAGCCCCGCCUGAAGGUGCUUAAAGGACCCACAGUGCUGAGCGAAAGCCCGCUACCUGCCCUGCCAGCCGCUGCUGCCACCUUCCUCAUGGAGCAACACGAACCCCGGACACCAGCGCUGGCACUCGCGUCAGGCCCUUGUGUGUAUGUGUAUAAGAAUCUCAGGCCCUACUUCAAGUUCACCCUGCCCCAGUUGCCUCCAAACCCCCUGGAACAAGACCUUUGGAACCAGGCCAAAGAGGACCGCAUUGACCCCCUGACCCUGAAGGAGAUGCUGGAGGGCAUCCGGGAGAAGGCAGAGGUGCCUUUGUCUGUGCAGUCACUCAGGUUUCUGCAGCUGGAGCUGAGUGAAAUGGAGGCAUUUGUGAACCAGCACAAGUCCAAGUCCAUCAGGCGGCAGACAGUCAUCACCACCAUGACCACCUUAAAGAAGAACCUGGCUGACGAGGACGCUGUGUCCUGUCUGGUGCUGGGCACUGAGAACAAGGAGCUCCUGGUGCUGGACCCAGAGGCCUUCACUGUUUUGGCCAAGAUGAGCCUACCCAGCGUCCCCGUCUUCCUGGAGGCUUCUGGCCAGUUCGAUGUGGAGUUCCGUCUUGCUGCUGCCUGCCGCAACGGGAACAUCUAUAUGCUGAGAAGAGACUCCAAGCGCCCCAAGUACUGCAUCGAGCUGAGUGCCCAGCCUGUGGGGCUUGUCCGGGUUCACAAGGUCCUGGUGGUGGGCAGCAACCAAGACAGCCUGCACGGCUUCACCCACAAGGGUAAGAGGCUGUGGACAGUGCAGAUGCCCGCGGCCAUCCUGACCAUGAACCUCCUGGAGCAGCGCUCCCGGGGCCUGCAGGCCGUCAUGGCUGGACUGGCCAACGGAGAGGUCCGCAUCUACCGCGACAAGGCCCUGCUCAGCGUCGUCCGCACGCCGGAUGCAGUGACCAGCCUUUGCUUUGGCCGCUACGGGCGGGAAGAUCACACCCUCGUCAUGACUACACGAGGUGGUGGCCUGAUUAUCAAGAUCCUGAAGCGCACAGCAGUGUUUGUGGAGGGAGGAGGUGAAGCAGGUCCCCCACCAGCCCAGGCCAUGAAACUUAACAUGCCCCGAAAGACCCGGCUUUAUGUGGAUCAGACACUGCGAGAGCGGGAAGCCGGCACCGCCAUGCACCGGGCCUUCCAGGCAGACCUCCACCUGCUGCGCCUCCGGGCCGCCCGUGCCUCCGUGCAGGCCCUCGAGUCCAGCCUGAGCCCCGUGUCUGCGACGGCGCGGGAGCCGCUCAAGCUGCACGCUGUGGUUCAGGGCCUGGGCCCCACCUUUAAGCUCACCCUUCACCUGCAGAACACCUCAACAGCCCGACCCAUCCUGGGGCUGCUGGUCUGCUUCCUGUACAACGAGGGGCUCUAUGCUCUGCCCCGGGCCUUCUUCAAGGUCCCCUUGCUGGUGCCAGGGCUCAACUACCCCCUGGAGACCUUUGUGGAGAGUCUUAGUGACAAGGGCAUCUCAGACAUUAUCAAGGUGCUGGUGCUCCGAGAAGGCCAGAACGCACCCCUGCUGAGCGCCCACAUCAGCAUGCCUGUGAGUGAGGGGCUGGCAGCUGCCUGACCCCUGAGCCCGUGUUAAAGCCCCUGUGGAAUCAGGACCAGGGAGAUCCAGCCCCUUCCACUGAGCCGGGCAGAGUCCACGGCCCCAGGCCCACUCUGGUGCAGCAGUGUGCUGGGCGACGGCCUCCCUCUCCUCUCCUAGUGCCCCUUUCUCACCACCCUGACCACUGGGUGACCUGCAGCAGCAGGUCGGUGAGUCCCUAGGAGGUUGGGCUCCGUCCUCCUCAGGGAAACCCAGGCAUUGGCCCUUUGGGCUCUCUCAUCUCCCCACUUUUCCCCAGAAACCACUCCCAGGUCUGAAGGCAGAGUUCUGAAGUGCUCAAGGUGAGAUGAGGGCAUAGGCCCAGCCUCCUUGUCUGCCGCUUCCCUUAGGCAUGUCACUCUGCUGCUGCUACAGAAUUGGCUGGGGCCUUGCCUGAGACAGUCAAGAGGCUUUUCUUGGGUGAGACUGAGCCCCCUGUCGCUCCCUGGGGUUCCAGAGGCUUGGCUCCUGCCAGCUCAGCUUGCAGGCAAAACACAUGCUCUGAUCUCCCCUCGUGAGCUCAGCAGGGGGCCCCUCUUUCUAGUCAGGGGGCCCAGGGAAUAGCUGCCUUCCCACAGGAAGUCUUGGGCUCAGCCAAGGUCUCAGGCCUGUGAUCCUCCAUGAAGAUCACCAAGGGAGAAGCUGCUGCGGGGGGGCAGAGAGUGCCGUGCAGGAGCUAGUGGCCCCAGCCCCCCACCAGGCUUUGGAAGACCACACAGCUGCUGCUCCUGACUUGGAUGCUCGUGCCCAGAAAGCAUCCCAGGAGAGGAAGGCUCAGCUAGGCAGAGCAGAGGUGAGGCCGCGGCACACAGGAGGGGCGUCUCUGGGGUCCUGGGGAGGGGGUUCGGGAGGCAGAAGCCUAGAACUGCCAGUCGAGAUGCUCUCCUAUGCCCCGGAGCCCAGAUCGGUCAGGUGAGUGGCAAGUUCACUGGGCAGUGGCCAUAGUGUGAGAGAUUCACUGGAAAGGCAUGGACCGUAGGUGUUGAGUCAGGUUGAAGAUUGAACGAAGGUACGUGUUUAGACCAUAAGCAUCAGAGACCCACAGUCUGGGCCCUUGGUGCUUCCUGGAGCCCCCUGGCUAGUCUGCCUGGCCCACCUCACAGCCUUCUUUAGGGUUAGCACCGCCAGGGCCGCCCUGAGCCAUUUGUGAGCCAGGAACCCUACUGCCUGAGGAAGGACCGGUAUCUUCUGUCUGACCAGGUACUGCCUAGCAUGUGGCAGACAGCUCAGGCUUGUGGGAAGUACCCAAAUCCCUGUGUGUUUCAGUUUCCCCAAGCGUAAAAUGAGGCAGUUUGACCAGAUUCAGCUCUAACAUCCCAGAGUUGGCAGCCCCUCUAGAGGAAACAAGGAGUCAACUCCAGAAAGGGGGUACUUGACAGGAGUAAGUGCAGAGCUUUUGCUCUUGAGACCAAGGGCCCCAAGCUGAUCGAUUCUGCCGGGCGACAGCCUCUGUGCCGAAGACAGUGAGGGACAGCCCACAGUCACCCCCUGUUCUCCCCAGGGAAUGCAUUCUGGGGCCAGGUUAAGAGAAGCAAGGGGACUGGACCAGAGAAAGAGCCCCAUCCCCCUCCUCUCUGCACAGUCCAGCCACUCGCAAACAUAGACCAAUUAGAUCAGGGUGGUCUGGACUUUCUAGAACGAGCCGACUGAGGCACAGUUGGAAUAAGCAGGAGGUUUCGUCUGGAAAUGGAAAGACAGGAAGAGCGAGUGUCGCUGUCAGUCAGAGAGAUGUCAGCUUAACCUGAAGAGUUUUCUGAGAGAGCUUAUCAGAGAUGGAAGGGCCUGCCCUAGCAGGUAUUGGGCCCCUUGUCACUGGAGCUGUGUCACUGGGGCUGGGCCAGAUGACCUCACAAUCCCUUUCACCCCAGUGAAGUGAUGAACUGUGUGAACUCGGAACAAAGGAGUCUGAUCUGGGUUCUAUUCAUAGUUAUUCAUGAUGAUGAAAGUGGAGAAACUAUUCCUAAGCCCAACACCUAACGUGAAUUUAUAUGAUGUAAUACAAUGUACCUAUUAUUAAAAAAUAUGUGAAUUGUACUGGUCUGGACAGUGUAAAUAAAGCAAUACAAAGCAAGAAACUGUGCAUGAUACCCAAUGCCCUCACCAGUUAGAGCUCCAAGAAACUGUACAUUAAGGAUGAGGAGAGGGCUUCCCUGGUGGCGCAGUGGC
This is a messenger RNA of Balaenoptera acutorostrata (minke whale), 4262 nucleotides long. RefSeq names its product Bardet-Biedl syndrome 1 (gene BBS1). NCBI's taxonomy places the organism in Eukaryota, Metazoa, Chordata, Mammalia, Artiodactyla, Balaenopteridae. Gene Ontology annotation, molecular function: patched binding; smoothened binding. Gene Ontology annotation, cellular component: axoneme; centrosome; BBSome. The record is from RefSeq and is a predicted model, not a curated record. Bases 294 to 2075 code for a protein of 593 amino acids. Gene Ontology annotation, biological process: non-motile cilium assembly; protein localization to cilium. The transcript has 17 exons.